UUUUGGUGAUUGAAAAUUUGCGGUGUAAACAAGGCACAUGUAAACGGAUCGGGGCUGCCUGAUAGUGGGAAAACGUUUCGAACGGUGGUGAAAUUCAUAAGAAAAGUGAAGCUUCUUGGGGUUCUGUGAAGAAUACGAUGAUGUGUUGGGGAUCUUUUAUAAAAAAGAGCGAUUAAAAUUGAUUGUGUUCCGCGAAAAUCCCAGUCAAAUUCGGUUUCUAGAAGUUCUGUUCUUUGUCCCUUUACUUUCUUGGCACAUAAGCGAUCUGCCUCUGACCGGACCAUUGCACAGCCCCCAAAAUGCCGCAGAACGAGUACAUUGAGCGCCAUAUCAAGCUGCACGGCCGGCGGCUCGAUUAUGAGGAACGCAAGCGGAAACGGGAGGCUCGCGAGCCCAAGAAGCGGGCCGCCAUGGCCAGAAAGCUGCGCGGCAUCAAGGCCAAGCUGUUCCAGAAAGAACGACGCAACGAGAAGAUCCAGAUGAAGAAGAAAAUCCAAGCACACGAAGAGAAAAAGGUCAAGAAGACCACCGAAAAGGUCGAAGAUGGAGCCAUUCCGGCGUAUCUGUUGGAUCGUGGUGUGCAGUCCAGCGCCAAGGUGCUAUCCAAUAUGAUCAAGCAGAAACGGAAGGAAAAAGCUGGCAAAUGGGACGUGCCCAUCCCGAAGGUUCGCGCCCAGGCAGAUUCCGAGGUGUUUAAGGUCAUUCGCAGCGGGAAAACGAAGCGGAAAGCGUGGAAGCGAAUGGUCACGAAAGUCACCUACGUGGGGGAAAAUUUCACCCGGAAACCGCCAAAGUACGAAAGGUUUAUCCGGCCGAUGGCCCUGCGUUUUAACAAGGCUCACGUCACCCACCCAGAGCUGAAGGCGACGUUCCAUCUGCCGAUUAUCGGUGUCAAGAAAAAUCCUUCCUCGCCCAUGUACACCAGCCUGGGGGUCAUAACGAAGGGUACUGUGAUCGAGGUGAACAUCUCCGAGCUGGGUCUGGUGACCCAGUCCGGUAAGGUCGUCUGGGGUAAAUACGCCCAAGUGACGAACAAUCCGGAAAACGACGGAUGUAUUAACGCUGUGCUGUUAGUUUAGUUGCGAGGAAUUUCGCGCCCAUCGACCUGAUUUUUUUCGUUCUCAUCUUAAGUGUAUGCUCUAGUGUGUAAGGCUGCGUCGUAUUAGUGUGUAUGGAUGUGUUAAAAAAUAUAAGGACUGCAUUAUAUAACAUA
Messenger RNA from Armigeres subalbatus, 1213 nucleotides. It is a transcript of the gene Ip259, whose product is annotated as ribosome biogenesis protein NSA2 homolog. The record is from RefSeq and is a predicted model, not a curated record. Lineage: Eukaryota; Metazoa; Arthropoda; Insecta; Diptera; Culicidae. Gene Ontology annotation, biological process: maturation of LSU-rRNA; maturation of 5.8S rRNA. Gene Ontology annotation, cellular component: nucleolus; preribosome, large subunit precursor. The coding region runs from base 300 to 1079 and encodes 259 amino acids. The transcript has 2 exons.